AGCUUUCAAUAUGUCAAUGGUUGCAAAACAGGCUUGGAACUUUGUGGCGAAGCCGCAUACAUUGGUGGCUAGAAUUUACAAAGCUAGGUACUUUCCUCGCUCCUCUUUAUUUGAUGCAAAAAUUGGUGAUAAUCCUAGCUUUGUUUGGAGAAGUAUUUGGAAGUCUCGUGAUGUUCUUGUGAAUGGAUGUAGGUGGAAGAUAGGAGAUGGGAGUAAGAUUAAAAUUAUGUCUGAACCGUGGUUACGUGGGGAGGACACUUUAUGGAUGCAAUCUCCUCAAACUCAGAAAGCGGUGGCAGAAAAUAUAAUUAAAACACCUUUAUUUGAGGAAGUGAAAGAGGAUCAGGUAGUGUGGCAAUAUGAGAACCAUGGAGUCUACACAGUAAAAUCCGGAUACAGACACUACAUCAAGAAUAAGUCGGUGAAUAAUAAUUACACUUUGGAAGGCGAUUGGGGAGCUCUUUGGCGAAGCAGGGCACCCCCAAAGACAAAACACUUACUUUGGAGAGUGUGUCGUGAUUGUCUGCCAACUCGACUCCGGUUACGGGAAAGAAACGAGACAGAUGAUAUUGCAGGCAUUGUUGCUACAAUUGCUUGGAGCAUAUGGCAUAACCGAAACAAUUGGGUGUGGAACGGCGUCAAAGACACGGUGAUGGGUGUUGCGACAACUGCUGCUCAUUUAAUUGGAGAAUGGCGUGCUGUUCAUGUGAUACAGCAGCAACAUAGCGCGACUACCGCUGUUUUAACACAGUCCCGCAUAUCUGACACUGGUGCAGCAAGCUCUCCUCCUAUCAUUGCUGCAGAUCCUUUGCGUUGGCAGCGUCCUCGCGAUGGGUGGUGGAAGUGUAAUGUCGAUGCAAGUUUUUCACAAGCCUCCGGUCAAACGGGAUGGGGUUGGUGUAUCCGCAAUUCACAAGGUGUGUUUGUUGCAGCAGGUACAAAUAUGAGUAUGCAUAAACUUGCUAUAGUUGAAGGUGAAGCCAUGGCUAUCUUGGAGGCUAUGCGUCAGGCCACUUCAAGAGGUUGGUCCAACAUUGUGUUCGAAAGCGACUCCAAAGUUGUGGUUGAUGCAAUACAAGCCAAUCAUCAUGGUAUUGCAGAGUUGAGUUCUAUUAUUUUAUCUAUUAAGCUAUUGUUACAAUGUAAUUCGAACUUUGAGAUCAAGUUCACUAAGCGACAAGCGAACAUGACGGCUCACACUUUAGCUAGGGCGGCCAUUUCAUGGUCUAGUCGCAUGUUCUUUCACUAUGUUCCUCGUUGUAUUGAACCUUUUAUUAUUAAUGAAAUGAGUUGA
Messenger RNA from Trifolium pratense (red clover), 1294 nucleotides. RefSeq lists its product as uncharacterized. Bases 11 to 1294 code for a protein of 427 amino acids. The record is from RefSeq and is a predicted model, not a curated record. Gene Ontology annotation, molecular function: RNA-DNA hybrid ribonuclease activity; nucleic acid binding. Lineage: Eukaryota; Viridiplantae; Streptophyta; Magnoliopsida; Fabales; Fabaceae. The transcript is spliced from 3 exons.